Molecule: messenger RNA, 1056 nt
Organism: Zychaea mexicana
Lineage: Eukaryota; Fungi; Mucoromycota; Mucoromycetes; Mucorales; Lichtheimiaceae
Exons: 1
Coding region: 1-1056 (351 amino acids)
Biological process (GO): mitotic DNA damage checkpoint signaling; nuclear DNA replication; mitotic DNA replication checkpoint signaling
Cellular component (GO): spliceosomal complex; nucleus
Molecular function (GO): zinc ion binding; nucleic acid binding
Source: RefSeq, a predicted model, not a curated record
AUGCCUAAGACGGAAAUACGACGAUUACUCAAACAACAACGUUCAGAACGUCAAAAAGAAAAACGAGUCGAACACCCACUUGCCAAGUAUGACACUGAAGACCAGUUAACGUGUGUAGUUUGCAACAGCCACGUAAAGUCCACUUGGCCUGCCCAUUUAGGCUCUGCAUUCCACAAAGAGAACAUGGCACGUUUACGUGCUUUAAAGCAGCAAAAACAGAAUUCGCAGCAACAGCAACAAAGACCAGUAAAACGAACAUCAUCUCCCGUACAAGAGCAGGAGCCUUCUAUAAAACGAGCCAAACACGAAGCACUUGUGCGAGAUGAACAAGUGAAUGAUGAAGACGAAGACGAGGAAAUGAACGACAACGACGAUGCAGGACAUCUACCCGCCGAUUUCUUUGAUAAUGCGCCAGCAGCUCAUUCUAAACCAGCGAGUGGACCCGGCGAAGAAGGAGAAGAAGAAGAAGAGGAAGAAGAAGAAGCACCCGCACUACCACCACAGCAACAACGGCCAGCUGCACCUCAACAACAGCAGCAACCACAUUACCAACCCGCAUCCAAUCUUCCACAAGGAUUCUUUGACAAUGCUGAGGAAGAAGCCCGUGUUCGUCGAGCACCACCGCCUAUUGAACAGUUUGAGAACAAGCUGGAUGAAGAAUACACUCUGUUUAAGGAAGCCAUGGCAGAUACCAUCGUCGAAGCGGAAAAAGCAGAUGAAGAAGACGAAGAAGAACUAUGGCUCGACCGCGAUCAGGAGAUGUUUCGGCAGCAAGCCGAAUUCGAUUCACGUGUUGAUAAGUUAAAAGAUUUGCGCGCAAAGACUGCCCGAGGCGAGUUUGCUGCACCAAGCGAAGAGGAAAAAAUGUCGACUGUUCGCGUCGACUACGAUGAUACUGAACGUGAGCUUCGAACGGGACUGAAGUCGGAUGCACGGAAUGUGUUGAAAAAGGCACCUCCCCAGAAGGUGGCAACUGUGUUUGAUGAUAUGGAUAUGUCUUCGGAAGAGGAUGAGGAUGAAGAAGACGAGGACGACUGGAGGGCACAACAAUUGUAA